Liolophura sinensis is the source of this 1762-nucleotide messenger RNA. RefSeq lists its product as uncharacterized. The coding region runs from base 25 to 837 and encodes 270 amino acids. NCBI's taxonomy places the organism in Eukaryota, Metazoa, Mollusca, Polyplacophora, Chitonida, Chitonidae. The record is from RefSeq and is a predicted model, not a curated record. The transcript has 6 exons.
AUACCUGACUGCGUCUUUCAGAGGAUGCAUCACAGCAUUUUCUCGGCUCUGGCAUUAGCCUCUAUGUGGGGGAUGCUAAAUGCAGAAACAGAAAAACUGUUGAACUUAUGUGGAAACCAGAUGACUCCUGACUGGCACAUAAAGAGGAAAGAGGACCUGAUUCUAACGAUAGACAACAACUGGCCAGUAGGAGAGCUUUCCUGCACGGUUCGCCUGGCUGGUGAAGUCAGCUAUGACACUUUAUACUAUUGGUUCACCCGCUUUCAUGUAUCGGACUCAUCUUAUAUGACACUGACUUUGAAGUCCAAUUAUGGUUACUGCAGCCAGAGAACUUACUCGAAUUUGAUCGACCCAUCGUUCAAGCCACAGAAAGGAUACAAUGAGAUUAUCAUAGAGGUUCGGAGAGGAAGUCUUUCGGAGAGUUACACCGGACUGUACGCUUCCUUGACCAUAUCCACUAGAGAUGGCUCGUUCAACUUUCCCACAUGGAAUAUUAUUGGAAUAGUGGGUGGAAUCGUUGUAUUUGUUCUUGUUGUGAUUUUCAUCAUCUACCGUGCCAAAAAACAAGCACGCGCGGCUGGUGUGGGAUGCGGAUCUCCCGUUUAUCCUACUGUGUCAUACAACAAUACGAAUACCACAGGGGCACCUGCUGGAGUCUACCCCGUUGCACCAUACACCCCUAAGCCUUAUCAGCCACAGGAUACGGCUGGUGUCUACCCUCCUCCGUACGGCUUCCAGCCACAGGAGGUACCAUCGGGAUACCCACCUCCUCCCAGCGAUCCGCCUCCGCCAUAUUAUCCUCCAUACCACUCCACAAAAACAAACACCCCAACUUAACGCCACAAACGAUGAGGGAGUCGCAGGCUGCUCGUUACAGUACAAGUGUUGCUCAUUAAUACCUGGAAAAUACCAUACAGUUUAAUGUGUACUUGCAUCGUUUUAUUUGCAUCGUGCCUUUUGGCAAAUGUACUGAGCCAAACUACACCCUUUAUAUCAUUAGAUGAAUAGCCAGGCUUUUAUUUUACGUAGUUCAACACAUUAUCUCUUGCUGGUAAGUAUUUUGUUACAAUCUGGAAAUUCCACUUUCCAUCGUGGCCACAAAUUGACUAUGACGCCAACCAUAUGAACCAAUGCCUGAACAAAAAUAGAAAUUCACUGUAAAGUAUGAAAUCCAGUACUCCAGCAUAUCGAACAAGUUAAUUAUCAUAGACUGUAAAAACAGGUGUGGUGUUAUUUUACUGUAAAGUAUACAGGUAGAUUGGUGUACUGUGCAUUUUCACUGCACGGCUCCUUUCUGACUAAAUUUACAGCGAGGUAUUGUACAAAUUCAACACAGCGAUAUGUUCUAUCACAGGUGUUGCAAAGGUCUAAACACCAAUAAAAUAUACACCUGUAUUUUGUAAAGUUAUAGCUAAAAUGAUUUUCUGUAAUUCCAUGGUAUAUCAAUAUUGCACACCUGCAACAGGUACUUGGAUUUGUUGAUCUACUUCAUUUGUCUUUGUAAAUGAUUCACAUCAUUUUUGUUUUCUUUUAUAACAAAAUAUUGUAUAUAUAAAUAUAAAAAAUUAAACGGUGUAAGAGGUGUAUUCAGCAGUUCAUUGCGACCGGUCAACGCUUCCAUCGCCUCCAUUUUAAUGGGCUAACAAUUAGUUGACGGCUAAAAUAGACGUCCUUUAUUCCAGUCAGCUACUAAAGAUAUAUGGGAUAAUACAAGAUAACAAGUUCAUUCACAAGCCUGAACAACGAACAUGAGUUGUUGUAG